Molecule: messenger RNA, 19454 nt
Organism: Coregonus sp. 'balchen'
Lineage: Eukaryota; Metazoa; Chordata; Actinopteri; Salmoniformes; Salmonidae
Source: the annotation of a GenBank genome assembly
AUGGAAGUUGUUAAGAAUGAGGUGGUAACGAUGAACAACAGUGCCCUCACCCUCUAUAAAUGUCAAAAUCUGAAAAUGAACUUCAUUUACAUUGAUUCUACACAGGUGAGCCCUGUAAUUUCACAUUAUUUAGAGGUUGAUUAUAACAAACUUACACAUUUAAUUGAAUCCCGUAUUAUUAGGAUGCAACUGAUGAAACAAUAUCCCUCCCCAUUCCCUCUUAGCAGAAGGCUGGAACUGAGUCUAAUGGUAAAGAACCCCCCGUUAAGGAGAGCUGUUCCCAUUACAUUGUCAAAGGUAGAUAGUUGACAUUCCUCUUUUCCAUCAAUUUCAAGUAUCUUUCAAGAGCAUAUAGAGAAAAUCACUAAAUCAUAUGUAUUAUUUUGAAUACUGUACAUCUUUUAACCUCUCUGUCUGGCCUUCAACCAUCAUCCCAGGUGAGUACUGAGAUGGCUAAUGUCCACGAUGGACAAGUGCCUUGAGAGAACAAUGUCAAUCCCUGGAGAAUGUUUUUGUUAUAUUUUAUUUUCUGGAUGCCUGCCUGGAAAUUAAACUAAGGGAAGGACUGCAUAACACGUUAUUCUGUGUUAUUCAGUAUUUUGAUUGAUUAUGUCAUGUAAAUGACUUUAUUCUCUCUAAUCAUCAUUAUAGAUGGAGACAAUCCUGAUACAAACCGUGGUGACACUGGUUUGAACUGGAUAAUCAUUGGUGAGUGUUUAUGCAAAUCUAUCACCACAGCUUCCUCUGUAUGAGCAAAUUACAAGUAAAUCUGACCACAAAAUGAUGCUACAAAGAUCAACUACUGUUAGAAAGCUAUUUUAAAACCUUUUCAUGUUUGUGUAAAUAUGAUGUCAACAUCUGAUGACUACGUUUUGUUUUUCAGUUGUCGUGGUGGUCAUUGCUGGUCUGCUCUUAGUGCUUUUAUGUGUGCAUAAACCUUGGAGAGACAAACAGCGGUGAGUACCCUAUAUAACUGCUUUUGUGUUUGUGAAGGGAGCUCUUUAAGUCAAUUAGAAUUGUUGCAGGAUGAGAACAGCCUGGAACUUGCAGGCCACUUACAGACUAUAGACUUGUCUGCCAUUUUGUCAAGUUACUGUUGUUUAUCAAACAUUAUCCUUCAUUUCUUAUUAAUGUAAUAAUCUCAUCUUUAGCAACCAAGGCCACAGAGACGUGGAAGAGGGUCAGGGCAAUCCAGAACCAAUCUCCAUUCCUCUGAUGCAGAAUGAGCAACGUGAUGCCAGGUAAACCUUUCCACAUCACUUUAAUGAUCUUUAAUUAACCACUGAAUGAUAGCGUCACUGUCUUCAGAUGUUGCUUUGGGUCAUAUUAGUUUAUUUCUCUAUGGAACAGGGCUCUCCAACCCUGUUCCUGGAGAGCUACUGUCCUGUAGGUUUUCACUCCAACCCUAAUCUAGCACACCUGAUUCUAAUAAUUAGCUCAGGGAUGGGCAACUGGCGGCCCGUGGAUCCCGCUUUUAGAUUGGUAAAUUAAUCUAACCAGCUACCUAAACUUGUAGUAAUCAUCGUCAAAUUGCUGACUGGGUGGGCCUCAUUGAUUUUGUAAGUUACUCUCACAUAGAUAUCAUAUUGACAUGCAAACAUUUUGGCAAUCUCAUUUCUCCCUUCAGAAUUGAUCCCAUGGAUCAUGUUAGUCUCUGCCUCUAUGGAGGACAGUGUUGUUUGUGGUGGAACAUAAGUUUUAACCCUGAUGAUCACCCUGGUAUUGCUCCCACAGGGUUAACGGCCAGACUGAUGACGCACAGCUUCUGGGUCAACCUCAGAGCAAUGGAUGCGUGCCAUAUAGAAGGUGAGAAUGUGUAUUUCAUUCCAAACACUUUUGUCUGUAUGUAACUCCUGAGUGGCGCAGUGGUCUAAGGCACUGCAUCGCAGUGCUAACUGUGCCACUAGAGAUCCUGGUUCGAAUCCAGGCUCUGUCGCAGCCGGCCGCGACCGGGAGACUCAUGGGCAGCGCACAAUUGGCCCAGCGUUGUCCAGGGUAGGGGAGGGAAUGGCCGGCAGGGAUGUAGCUCAGUUGAUAGAGCAUGGCGUUUGCAACGCCAGGGUUGUGGGUUCGAUUCCCACGGGGGGCCAGUAUAAAAAAAUAUAAAUAAAAAAAUAUGUAUUCACUAACUGUAAGUCGCUCUGGAUAAGAGCGUCUGCUAAAUGACUAAAAUGUAAAUGUAAAGUUGCAUGUGAUGGUAGAGGAGGUUCAAUAACUGUUUGAGGUCAUGUUUCCUGAUCCAGUCUGUAUCUUACUCCACAGGGAAUCACACCUGACCGAUGGGGCUCCAGGUCAGGGUGCUGGUGAGACUUCACCCCUCUUCUGCAGGUGAGUCAGUCCUCUGUAAUUUAGGCCAUGAACAUGUAGACCAUGUGUACCCCCCUAAAACAGAUCCUUAAAUUCUUAUUCAUGUAAUAAUCACCCUUAGAAGCCCAGUAGAGGAAGGUGUGCUAGAAGGGGAGGACAGGAAGCCCACAGACAGUGGGGGAACAUACCCUGAAUCCUGUCAGAAGACACAUGCUGAACCCCCUGACAUCAGGUAAACUUCACUACAUAUUGAUACAUCCUCACCAACCCCAUCGUCACUUGGUUCAUGUUAGCCUCCGUCUCUAUAGGGGACAGUAUUAUGGUGGAUCGUGAAUGUUGAUGUCUUAUUUCUUCAACAGGGUUAACGACAAGACCAAGGAACAGACUCCUGAUGCACAGAGUCCAGGACCUCCUCAGAUGAAUGGACGACCUCCCAUGUCUAACAGAGUUGCAAAGGAGACCACUGGUCUAUUGGACAAACAGGCCUUGGACAAGGACCAAGUCAGCAAACCUGAGUUAAUAGUAAGUACUGUUUAUGCCAACUGGUGAAUUGUUUGGCUUAGUAUCUAAAAUGACAGGGCUGGUUGUCUUUUUGCUCCAGCAUAUUUGUAACUCUUGUGUUUUUCCUAAGGACAAAGGACCUAAUGACAUGGAGUCAAGAACAAGCGGUGGACGUUUGUAUAACAAAAGAGAACCUAAUAAGAUAUGAUAAGAUACAGUAAUAUAUGAUAUACAGUGCAUAUUAUAAGAUACACAUAUGUGACUAGCUUCAUCAUAAUCAGUCAUAUCAACCCCAAGACACAUUCUGAGCAGUGUGUUUUAAUGAACAGUGAUUUUCAGAAACCUCAACAGUUUAUUAAGUUAAUUCUCUAUGCGACUGCUGUAAUCUGGAUAGGUUAGGAAACAUGUUCUAGUGAAAUCAGUUGAAAUUCAAAAACAGCCCAAGACUUUUAGAUAACUAAAAUGACAAAAUUACUAUUAUCUAAAUUAUUAUUAUCUACAUUUUGUAUUACUAUUGAAAAUGACUGCGACUUAUGACUGAUUAUGAUACAGCAUGUCACAUAUUAGCUAUACAACAUUAUAAUGAUAUGAAAGUAUGGUAAGAUCAUACUUACACUAGUAUUGUAUAAUAUACAUACAAGCUAAUAUAUAUCACAUUCACAUGAGAAGAUGGAUAAAACGUAAACCUCUUUACUAUAGACAUUUCCAAGGUCAUGAGGUCUCAAUGUCUUGUGGACAUGUCAAAUACAGCUAAACAUUGACCCAGCGUUAUUUACACAGUAUAUACAAAAGUAUGUGGACACCGCUUCAAAUGAGUGGAUUUGGCUAUUUCAGCCACACCGUGUCUGACAGAUGUAUAAAAUCGAGCACACAGCCAUGCAAUCUCCAUAGACAAACAUUGGCAGUAGAAUGGCCUUACUAAAGAGCUCAGUGACAUUCAAUGUGGCACCAUCAUAGGAUGCCACCUUUCCAACAAGUCAGUUCAUCAAAUUUCUGCCCUGCUAGAGCUGCCCCUGUCAACUGUAAGUGCUGUUAUUGUGGAGCAACAACGGCUCAGCCCCAAAGUGGUAGGCCAGCCAAGCUCACAGAAUGGGACCGCUGUGUGCUGAAGCACGUAACGCGUAAAAAUCGUCUGUCCUCGGUUGCAACACUCACUACCGAGUUCCAAACUGCCUCUGCAAGCAUCGUCAGCACAAUAACUGUUCAUCAGGGCUUCAUUAAAUUGGGUUUCCAUGGCCGAGCAGCCGCACACAAGCCUAAAAUCACCAUGCACAAUUCCAAGCGUUGGCUGGAGUGGUGUAAAGCUUGCCGCCAUUGCACUACGAAGCAGUGGAAACGUGUUCUCGAGAGUGAUGAAUACCGCUUCACCAUCUGGCAGUCCAUCGGACAAUUCUGGGGUUGGUAAAUGCCAGGAGAAUGCUACCUGCCCCAAUGCAUAAUGCCAACUGUAAAGAUGGAAUAAUGGUCUGGACCUGGUUUUCAUGGUUCAGGCUAGGACCCUUAGUUCCAGUGAAGGGAAAUCUUAACGCUACAGCAUACAAUGACAUUCUAGAUGAUUUGGUGCUUCCAACUUUGUGGCAACAGUUUGGGGAUGUCCCUUUCCUGUUUCAGCAUGACAAUGCCCCCAUGCACAAAGUGAGGUCCAUACAGAAAUUAUUUGUCGAGAUCGGUAUGGAAGAACUUGACUGGCCUGCACAGAGCCCUGACCUCAACCCCAUCGAAAACCUUUGGGAUGAAUUGGAACGCUGACUGCGAGCCAGGCCUAAUCUCCCAACAUCAGUGCCCGACCUCACUAAUGCUCUAGUUGCUGAAUGGAAGCAAGUCCCCGCAGCAGUGUUCCAACAUCUAGUGGAAAGCCUUCCCAGAAGAGUGGAGGCAGUUAUAUCAGCAAAGGAGGGACCAACUCCAUAUUAAUGCCCAUGAUUUUGGAAUGAGAUGUUUGACGAGCAGGUGUCCACAUACUUUUGGUAAUGUAGUUUAGAAGAGACGUCAUUCUCACAGUGCCCAGUCUAAGAAGCUCUAUUUUACUGAAGCAAUUAAUAAUUAUUUCUGAAUUGAGAGCUAGCAUGUCAGUGUUAAAAUAACUUGCAUGUCCCAACUUCAGCAACAUUUUUCCUUUAGAGACUAGAAGAUACUACAACAGACUUUAUUUAAACCCCCGUUUUCAUAGGAAAGCAUGAUUGACCAGUUAAAACAGUUAACACUUCAUAUGGAUGUUCUCUUUAUAAUGCAUUAAAGGUGCGUUAAUAACACCUUCUAUGCAUAAUGUAUCAUAAUGCACAACAUAGGUGCUAAUAACUACUCAUGAACAUCUAUAACUGCAUAGAGCAUUAUCACCAGGAUGUGUAAUGCCUUAUGAAGCAAAGUAUUACUAUGCUAGAUGCCAUAUUUGAAAAGCUCAUUAGGAGCAUUUUAUUAUACAUUCUGUGCUCAUUAAGUGGUAGGCUAUAUUCUAAUUUCACUGCACACCCUCUUACACCUAUGUACUUUGUCUUGCAGGCAUAAAGGGAUAAUUCACCCAUAUUGCAAAAUUACAAAAUUACAUACCCUGUAAGCAGUCUAUGGACAAGGUAAGAAAGCAAUCAAUGCUUUGGUUUUGUUUACUCUACUUGGUCACAGAAAUGCUAACGUUGUAGCAUUUGUGGCACAAAUCCAAGUCAAUAAUCCUGUUAUAAGCAUUUUUCGCAAAUCAUCAUGAAGUGUCUACACUUGAUUGUGUAGCUCAAUUAAGUUAUUUUAAGAUGAUUUGGACAUAAAGCACAUAAAAAAUGCUUUAAAGGGGAUACUGCCUUAACAUUACUUGACAUUGGAUUCGAUCUACAAAGUUAGCGUUUGAAGACAGUGGCCAGGUAAACAAAACCAUAGCAUGGAUUGCUCUCUGAGCUUCUCCAUAGACUGUUUACAGGGUAAGGAAACCAAAUGUCAUUUGUCAUUUAGGUGAACUGUACCCUUUAACGGGAGUGUGGAACUCCUACGUGAAGUUGUUACAGUAUACCCCUCUGACACAUUUCCUAAAGAGCAUUUCAUGUAGGUCUUAUCACUUAGCUUCAUAAUCAUAAGGCGUUAUGCUGCCUGGAAUAUAUAGACAUUUGUUAGCAGCCAUUAGUGCCUAUGUAAUGUAUUAUAAUCUAUAAUGCAUAGAUGAUAAGGUAUUUAUAAAGGCACUUGUAACGCAUUAUGAAAAGGGUAUUCAUAGGAAGUGUUACCCGCAGUUCUUGAGGAAGGAACUGUACCCCAUGUCCCCACCUACUGGUGACAUUGUGCAAGAUACCACACCUUUAGACAUGGUGUAGCUAUGUUGAUAUUUGUGUUCACCGUUUCAUUAGAAUGUUUAUCACAUUGAGAGUAUCUGUCAGGUCAAAUGACUUAGGUGAAUUACAUACCCACAUACUUUGAGACCUUAUAACCUUAGUGUCAGAAAAGGUUCAUUUUCUUCAUAUUUUGAUGAUGGUUAUUUUACUUACUUGUAAUGUAUUUGAUAUGUCAUGUCUGUGGGUUGGUCCCAUACAUGUAUGAAUGUCUUUCGUCUGAUGCUUUUAUGGUUAGUUACCUUAUACAUGUAUUUAGUUUGAUUUUCUUAUUACAUUUUCAUUACCAAUUUAUAGUACUAUGCAUUUUGACUGUUGGAUUGACAGUCUGCUCAUACAUUGCUUAUAAUCAACCAAUACAAGUGAGUGAGUGAAGACUAUUGUUUAAUGAACGACUCAGGUCUGAUGUAUACAAUUGUCCCUCAUAAUCUCUUGUAUUAUUUGUAACAAACCUUCUGCAUGUAUUCGUUUGAACCUCCACAUUAUUGUCAUUGUCAUAUAUACUUUUAAGCCUGCAAAUUUAGGAAGGCUAUUCUGCAGAGUUUAAUUUUUUAUAUAAUAGAAAUGUAGAAGCUAAGAUUGCUUCUUAUUAUUAUAAUAUGCAUUUCAUUCCCUUUUAUCAUUAAAACAUUCCUUUCCAGCAUGUGGUUGUGUUUUCUUUAAAUGAGACACUCUGUAAUGGAGGGAAAGAUCAAACUGAUUAUUUAUUUUGUAUUCUGUCACUCUUGUUUUCAGUUUUACAAGUUUAUGCAGACACACACACGUGCCACACUAAUGCUCCUGGGUUCUACAGUAGCUACUGUAGACCCUCAUAUAAGUGAUCAUGUACAUAGACUGUAUGGAGUCUAAAGUACUGUCUGUCUGAUGCGUUCACCAGUAACACACAGGAGACAAUGAUGGUAUGGCACAGUAUGGUACAAUAUGGUAUGGAUGAUGACUUUACUGAUGUUUUCCUAUUUCUUCCCACUCUGAAAUGUACCACGUGAUUGUAAUAAUGAUAUUCUCUUCACACCCUCCACUCACUGAAGGUCAGAUGUCACAGUUAACCUAGAGUGUUCAUCAUCUUUAUAAACAUGUUAAAAACGCUAACUGCUUGUGAUCACUUUACCCAUUGAAUCAUUCAAAGAGUUGUCUACCAUGAGCUAAAGUUAUCCACCAUGAAGUAAAGCUAUCCACCAUGAGGUAAGAUUCAACAAAAGUACAGUACAACAAGAGCCCCUUCUAUUGGUCAGAAGUGUUGUGUGCAGGACCCUGAGUUUAUACUGACCUUGUGACCUUCUAGACAGGUAGGAGGAGACAGGUAAUAUGGACUUAGAAAUGAGUUCUGCACCUUAGACACAGAUUGCAGUGCACCACCUACAGUGCACUAAAGCAUAACACUAUUAUCAGACUGCCCCACCAGUAGGAAUCAGACAAGUUGUCAUCCUACUGGAGGCUUUACAUGGUGAAAGGAAAAUUGAUUGAAAAUAUUGUGACUUUUUCAUUUGAAUGCCUUAAUUAGUUUAAUGUUCACAAAACGUUACAAUAUUUCUCCAACAAACCAGAUGGGUUUAUUGUUGCUCCUCCUUGUGAUGUAACUUCUGUUUAUGACUCAACAAGAGAAAUGCUGUCUUUCCCGCCUUCAUUUGCUUUGCACCGACAGACUGGAACUCAGCACGCACCACGCAGUUGUUUGUAAUAAGGGGUCAAAAUGUCAUUUUCUUCUCUAUUUGGUUUAUUAUUGACAAUCCUCCUGUUAAUUCAAGGUAAGAACAUUGUCUUGACUUUGUAUUUUUCUGGGUGCGCUGACUUUUCAUAUGUUUUAGUCUCCCCAAUGUGUGGGAGCCACCCUGAAUUCCUGGCACGUAUUUAGUGUAGUUGGUUUAGCUUUUUGGAUGUCUUGAGGGUUUGCUUAUCUCUUUGCUAUUUGCCGUUCAAUUUGAAAAAGUUACAUAUCUCAGGAAAGAAAGAUUGCAAAAUACAAAUUGUCCCACAACCAGUUUCUCUUCAAAAUAGCGUUGGCAGCAAAGCAUUUUUGGGGGCGUUGGCUACAGUACCAGCACUGUUACAGUAUAUUUUUGGUUGUGAGAUGUCUCUCCUGCACUCCUACAAACUACAGUGGGGAGAACAAGUAUUUGAUACACUGCCGAUUUUGCAGGUUUUCCUACUUACAAAGCAUGUAGAGGUCUGUAAUUUUUUAUCAUAGUUACACUUCAACUGUGAGAGACGGAAUCUAAAACAAAAAUCCAGAAAAUCACAUUGUAUGAUUUUUAAGAAAUUAAUUUGCAUUUUAUUGCAUGACAUAAGUAUUUGAUCACCUACCAACCAGUAAGAAUUCCGGCUCUCACAGACCUGUUUGUUUUUCUUUAAGAAGCCCUCCUGUUCUCCACUCAUUACCUGUAUUAACUACACCUGUUUGAACUCGUUACCUGUAUAAAAGACACCUGUCCACACACUCAAUCAAACAGACUCCAACCUCUCCACAAUGGCCAAGACCAGAGAGCUGUGUAAGGACAUCAGGGAUAAAAUUGUAGACCUGCACAAGGCUGGGAUGGGCUACAGGACAAUAGGCAAGCAGCUUGGUGAGAAGGCAACAACUGUUGGCGCAAUUAUUAGAAAAUGGAAGAAGUUCAAGAUGACGGUCAAACACCCUCAGUCUGGGGCUCCAUGCAAGAUCUCACCUCGUGGGGCAUCAAUGAUCAUGAGGAAGGUGAGGGAUCAGCCCAGAACUACAUGGCAGGACCUGGUCAAUGACCUGAAGAGCGCUGGGACCAUGUCUCAAAGAAAACCAUUAGUAACACACUAUGCCGUCAUGGAUUACAAUCCUGCAGCGCACGCAAGGUCCCCCUGCUCAAGCCAGCGCAUGUCCAGGCCCGUCUGAAGUUUGCCAAUGACCAUCUGGAUGAUCCAGAGGAGGAAUGGGAGAAGGUCAUGUGGUCUGAUGAGACAAAAAUAUAGCUUUUUGGUCUAAACUCCACUCGCCGUGUUUGGAGGAAGAAGAAGGAUGAGUACAACCCCAAGAACACCAUCCCAACUGUGAAGCAUGGAGGUGGAAACAUCAUUCUUUGGGGAUGCUUUUCUGCAAAGGGGACAGGACGACUGCACCGUAUUGAGGGGAGGAUGGAUGGGGCCAUGUAUCGCAAGAUUUAGGCCAACAACCUCCUUCCCUCAGUAAGAGCAUUGAAGAUGGGUCGUGGCUGGGUCUUCCAGCAUGACAACGACCCGAAACACACAGCCAGGGCAACUAAGGAGUGGCUCCGUAAGAAGCAUCUCAAGGUCCUGGAGUGGCCUAGCCAGUCUCCAGACCUGAACCCAAUAGAAAAUCUUUGGAGGGAGCUGAAAGUCCGUAUUGCCCAGCGACAGCCCCGACACCUGAAGGAUCUGGAGAAGGUCUGUAUGGAGGAGUGGGCCAAAAUCCCUGCUGCAGUGUGUGCAAACCUGGUCAAGACCUAUAGGAAACGUAUGAUCUCUGUAAUUGCAAACAAAGGUUUCUGUACCAAAUAUUAAGUUCUGCUUUUCUGAUGUAUCAAAUACUUAUGUCAUGCAAUAAAAUGCAAAUUAAUUACUUAAAAAUCAUACAAUGUGAUUUUCUGGAUUUAUGUUUUAGAUUCCGUCUCUCACAGUUGAAGUGUACCUAUGAUAAAAAUUACAGACCUCUACAUGCUUUGUAAGUAGGAAAACCUGCAAAAUCGGCAGUGUAUCAAAUACUUGUUCUCCCCACUGUUUAUCACUAUAUGUUAAUGUUAUCAGGGUCUGCAAACUUAAACUGUUUUUAUUUAAUCAAAACACAUCUGGUUUGUGUCGUAAGUUUCAAAUGUUCUAUUUAACCUUUGUUUAACCAGGAAGUGGUCAGAGUAUCUCUCCCAAGGGAUACCUGGAUAGAGGUACAAGGCUUUAUAUUAGUUAGACUGUGGAAGAUAAGAGGACAGGGUUAACCUGUUAGCCUAGUAUAAUGUAGCUUAGCUUAAUCAUGAACACAGAAAGGUGUGGUGCAGCUGAACUAGCCACACAGACCCCCCAUUCACCCCUCCCUCCCUCCCUCCCUCCCUCCCUCCCUCCCUCCCUCCCUCCCUCCCUCCCUCCCUCCCUCCCUCCCUCCCACUCCUCUCCACCAACCCCCAUUAUUCCAAAUUCCUCCAAAUUCCAGAAGUGAAACCUGUUACCCUCUGUAUCCUCCCACCCCCAAACUUUGAAAAAGAAAGAUGGAUGGAGGGAGGAGAGGAUAUAUGGCUACAAAUAGUGAUGCAAACAUGAUCAUACGUUAUCGUCGUUAUAAAGCAGGCUGCUUCUUCUGGACAUUUGUAUCUCUUCAACAGCAGUAAUUAAAGAUAUGUGCUCUAGAUGGCUGUGGUAAUUGUUUUUCAACACACAAUAUCUCUUCCUCCUUUUUUCUACAGGAUGUUGGGGCGAAGAAGAAACAAAGAAUGUUAGUUGUGCAAGCCUCCGAUUUGGAAAUACUUACAAAUACUGUGUAGAUGAGAAGGAGAAACCUAAAUGUGUGGAUUGGGACUCAGUGGAUUCCAAUAAUGUAAGAUAUCUGUUUAUUGUAUCUCACAAGACUCUCGUGACUACAACUACAGAUGAUGUACGACUUGCAAACUGGGGAUUCAAUAUGAUUCACAGGCUUCACUAUCAGACUACUGUAGAAUCAGAAAUAUGACUGUCUUUCACACUUCAGUGUAGACAGUAGAUACAUUUUAAUGACAAAUGUAUUCAAACAUGUAGAAGAUUGUUUUUGAGUGGUAGAUGUCCAACUUUACUUAUGUAUUUUUUCUUCCACAGACUUCUAUGCGGCUUGCGGAACUUUGCCAACACAAAAAGACUACAGAAGCACCCACUACUCCAGUAUCACCCUCCCAGAGUGUGUGAACGUAAACCACAUUGCCAGAAGUGAUUUGACUGUGAGUAUGGCUAUUUAUCACUGCCGUUUAGGCUAUGUACAGUUACCUUGUAAAGUACAAUACCAGAUCAAACAUUCCAGUUGCAUGUUAACAAUAUGAUUAUAAAAAGUAAAUAUAUUGAUGUUAUCAUAUUUCGGAAUCAGGAGCAUUGGACCCAUUUCAAUUUGUCCGGUGCAUCAGGUGAGAUGUGUAUAUUGCUUUUCAAGUUUGUUGUUUUGUUUCACAUAUUCAUAUAUAUAUAUAUAUACAGUGAGGGAAAAAAGUAUUUGAUCCCCUGCUGAUUUGUACGUUUGCCCACGACAAAGAAAUGGUCAGUCUAUAAUUUUAAUGGUAGGUUUAUUUGAACAGUGAGAGACAGAAUAACAACAAAAAAAUCCAGAAAAACGCAUGUCAAAAAUGUUAUAAAAUGAUUUGCAUUUUAAUGGAGGGAAAUAAGUAUUUGACCCCCUCUCAAUCAGAAAGAUUUCUGGCUCCCAGGUGUCUUUUAUACAGGUAACGAGCUGAGAUUAGGAGCACACUCUUAAAGGGAGUGCUCCUAAUCUCAGUUUGUUACCUGUAUAAAAGACACCUGUCCACAGAAGCAAUCAAUCAAUCAGAUUCCAAACUCUCCACCAUGGCCAAGACCAAAGAGCUCUCCAAGGAUGUCAGGGACAAGAUUGUAGACCUACACAAGGCUGGAAUGGGCUACAAGACCAUCGCCAAGCAGCUUGGUGAGAAGGUGACAACAAUUGGUGCGAUUAUUUGCAAAUGGAAGAAACACAAAAGAACUGUCAAUCUCCCUCGGCCUGGGGCUCCAUGCAAGAUCUCACCUCGUGGAGUUGCAAUGGUCAUGAGAACGGUGAGGAAUCAGCCCAGAACUACACGGGAGGAUCUUGUCAAUGAUCUCAAGGCAGCUGGGACCAUAGUCACCAAGAAAACAAUUGGUAACACACUACGCCGUGAAGGACUGAAAUCCUGCAGCGCCCGCAAGGUGCCCCUGCUCAAGAAAGCACAUAUACAUGCCCGUCUGAAGUUUGCCAAUGAACAUCUGAAUGAUUCAGAGGAGAACUGGGUGAAAGUGUUGUGGUCAGAUGAUACCAAAAUUGAGCUCUUUGGCAGUAACUCAACUCGCCGUGUUUGGAGGAGGAAGAAUGCUGCCUAUGACCCCAAGAACACCAUCCCCACCGUCAAACAUGGAGGUGGAAACAUUAUGCUAACAGGGAGGGGGGGGGUUCUGCUAAGGGGACAGGACAACUUCACCGCAUCAAAGGGACGAUGGACGGGGCCAUGUACCGUCAAAUCUUGGGUGAGAACCUCCUUCCCUCAGCCAGGGCAUUGAAAAUGGGUCGUGGAUGGGUAUUCCAGCAUGACAAUGAACCAAAACACACGGCCAAGGCAACAAAGGAGAGGCUCAAGAAGAAGCACAUUAAGGUCCUGGAGUGGCCUAGCCAGUCUCCAGACCUUAAUCCCAUAGAAAAUCUGUGGAGGGAGCUGAUGGUUCGAGUUGCCAAACGUCAGCCUCGAAACCUUAAUGACUUGGAGAAGAUCUGCAAAGAGGAGUGGGACAAAAUCCUUCCUGAGAUGUGUGCAAACCUGGUGGCCAACUACAAGAAACGUCUGACCUCUGUGAUUGCCAACAAGGGUUUUGCCACCAGUUACUGAGUCAUGUUUUGCAGAGGGGUCAAAUACUUAUUUCCCUCAUUAAAAUGCUAAUUAAAUUAUAACAUUUUUGACAUGCGUUUUUCUGGAUUUUGUUGUUGUUAUUCUGUCUCUCAUUGUUCAAAUAAACCUACCAUUAAAAUGAUAGACUGAUCAUUUCUUUGUCAGUGGGCAAACUUACAAAAUCAGCAGGGGAUCAAAUACUUUUUUUCCCUCACUGUAUAUAUAUAUAUAUAUAUAUAUAUAUAUUGUCUUGUUCUAGAUGAGCCAAAGAAGCCUUUGGAGAAAGCGCCUGACAGUCAGAAUAAAACUGCAGGUGAGUGUUCCUCUGUAUUAACAGAGCAGAGCAUAUUGAAGGAGGGCUGUUGUUUCCAGUGGCUCUCUGUUGGGUAGUCAUCAAAAUGCUUCUCUGUUAUGAAUUUCAUUAACUAUGUUUAUCCUGUUAUUUUUAAGAUAAUGUAAAGCAGGAUUUCGACCACAAAAUCCCCAACCAUGACACUCGCCCAUGGCUCAUCCCAGGUGAGUGAGUUCAGGUGAUCAUUGUGUGGUAAAGUAACACUCUCUUAUUAGGCUUAAAAACAUGAAAUAGUUAAAAAACUAUCAUUGCCAUUAUCAAUGGGCAAAACUAUGUUCAAUCAUUUAAGUAUUAUUGCAUCUCUGACAAGUGAUCGUUGCAGUCAAAUUCCACUUGACCGUUGAGUAGCCAACCUGUCAGGCAUGACAAUGAACUGCGGGAAAAGUGUCCUCCAUUUGCAAUUCAAGUGCAUAGUCUUUUUUCCCCUGCCCCUGUUCUAACAGGGGCAUGAUAAUGGCCCAUUCUAAAUCAAAACUAAUUUCAAAUAUAUAUUAUUUGGUACAUGUAAAGACAAGAUUAAAUUGAGAAUAGUCUGAUGAGUGAGAAUAUUAUCACUUGUGAAUGAUGCCCAGCGUGUGCUGGGCAUCAUUCACAAGUGACAGGCAAGAAACAGCGCAUUAUUUGUGACUUUUUCAAAUCAGAGUCGCGUGCAUCAUGUAGCCUAUAGCCCAUAGGCCUGUAUGUUUUGAUAAGGUUUUAUUUUCUGGAUUUAUUGACCGACGGCCUGUAAGGUCCGGAAAGAUAUGUACAUGUAGUAGUAUUCUAGUAUUCAGCCCAACUAAAAAGCUUCAACUUCUGGAGAACACAGAAUCCAGCAAAUAUCUAUUUGAGGAUCAACCAUCCAUCAAUUCUUGAGUAAGAAGUACUUUCACUGUAUAAUGCUGAAUAUUCUACAAAGUUCAACAAAUUACUUUACACAUUUUCACAAUACAUCAAGAUCAAAUCAGAAUGUCUGCUGCAGUUGUGACUAUCUCCAGCGAUGCAAAAGCUGAUGUCAAGGAAAAUGAGAACUGGAGCAAGGUUGUGGGACGAAAUGCCUCCUCCUGACAAAGGAGGAGACCAUGGCCAACACCAUCAAUGAGGAGGAGCUCUACCACAGUCUCAUACAUGAAAUUAAUCCAAACCACGUGCACUCUGGCAUAUAUACAGUAUCUUCUCAGUAAUGAAGCAAGGGUGAAGCUUCUGAUCAGAGGAAUAACAGUCAGAGGAAAACAUGUAGAGUUCAAAGAGAACAAUCCUUUCAGUUUGAAGUCGGGCAUGGCUGACCAUAACUCAAUUCAAGUUACAAUUAAAGAACUACAUGAAUCAGCAGAUGAUAGAGUACAGUCCCACUGUAGAAGGGGUCAGGUGAUGGUAGAGUACAGUCCCACUGUAGAGGGGGUCAGGUGAUGGUAGAGUACAGUCCUACUACACUGGAAAACAUAAGGUGCAGAGAGGAAACUUUCUCACACUAUGUGCAGGACAACAAUCCUGUUCCCAUGAGUAGGGCAGACGUACCACAUAUCUCAGCUGAAAUGACAGAAAGUGAGAUUGAGGUUGAACAGGAUAAUUCCUCAGCUCCCAAGGACAAAGGUGGAGUGAAUGAAACAUUGGAGUUGGUACCUGGUAAGCCAGAGUCUACAACAAUGACCUCUCAAUCUAAGACAAAUAAGAAGAAUAGGAAAAAUGCUACAAAUGAAGCUAGGAAAGUUUCUACUAAGCCGAGUGACAAUCGGAACCAAAUAAAAAAAUAGAAGGAUAAGAAGGGUCCCUGAAGGAGGUGCAACUCUCUGGGGAAUACUAAAGAAGGCAGCCAAACAUCAAUGCUGGCCUUCAUUCAAACAAUCCAGAACCAACAAACACCCUACUGGCCCGGAGCACCAAGCUCCCCAUCAGACUGGAGUUAGGACACCUGCAGAAAAGAAGACUGAUAUUGAGGAUGUAAUUCAGGGAGAAGUGGAGAAAAGUCCCCCUAAUGAGCCAUCCACACAAAAAUCAUUGAUGAAUGGUGGAACAUGAAUUAAUGAAAUCAUCUAGGUGUGAGUAGCUUAUAUUACCGGGUUCAGAGAAGGACAUUCUGUGUAUAACCCAUUUCAAGAGAAUGUGCAAUCUGCAGAUAAUCUCACCUUAAUGCAAACUCUUGAUACAUGUCAAAAACAAAACCUGCCUUCAAGACAGAAACUCAGUUCCCUUAACCCAGCGAUUUGAAAACACCGUACCGUGAACCCUUUUCAAACCGUUAAUGAGGUUAAAGUGCUCUGGGACCCUCGUUCCAAGCCUACAGAAAUACUGUAUUAAGUCAUCCGAAUAUUCCUAUCGUUAUUUCUAAGAGGGAACAGGUGGAACAUUUAUUGACUGACUCUAAUCUUGAUUUUAGAUUUUUCUCUGAGAAAAUGGCUAAAUAAAUCUUCUCCUAUUUCUGCCUUUAAUGUCCCUGGAUACUCCAUAUUCAGGAGGGACAGGGGAUAGGGCAGAUGGGGUGCUUAUUUACAUGAAAGAUACCAUUAAAUGCAAUUGUAUUGAAUGGAAACAUGCCAAUGACAAGUGUCUUGAGAGACCAAUGUCAAUCCCUGGAGAAUUUGUUUUUUUAUGUUCUGUUUUCUGGAUGCCUGCCUGAAGGGAAAGACUGCAUAUCACAUUUUUCUGUGUUGUUCAGUAUUUUGAUUGACUAUGUCAUGUAAAUGACUUUAUUCUCUCUAAUCAUCCAUUAUAGAUGGAGACAAUCCUGAUACAAACCAUGGUGACACUAGUUUGAACUGGAUAAUCAUUGGUGAGUGUUUACGCAAAUCUAUCACCACAGCUUCCUCUGUAUGAGCAAAUUACAAGUAAAUCUGACCACAAAAUGAUGCUACAAAGAUCAACUACUGUUAGAAAGCUAUUUUAAAACCUUUUCAUGUUUGUGUAAAUAUGAUGUCAACAUCUGAUGACUACGUUUUGUUUUUCAGUUGUCGUGGUGGUCAUUGCUGGUCUGCUCUUAGUGCUUUUAUGUGUGCAUAAACCUUGGAGAGACAAACAGCGGUGAGUACCCUAUAUAACUGCUUUUGUGUUUGUGAAGGGAGCUCUUUAAGUCAAUUAGAAUUGUUGCAGAGGGUAUGUGUUAGUUAUGAGGCUAGUUCUCUCUGUCUUACUUUUAGUGUUUAAAGUCAGACCAAUGGGGUCCUAGCAGGUAACAAACAGGAUUAGAACAGCCUGGAACUUGCAGGCCACUUACAGACUAUAGACUUGUCUUCCAUUUUGUCAAGUUACUGUUGUUUAUCAAACAUUAUCCUUCAUUUCUUAUUAAUGUAAUAAUCUCAUCUUUAGCAUCCAAGGCCACAGAGAUGGCUCUCCAACCCUGUUCCUGGAGAGCUACUGUCCUGUAGGUUUUCACUCCAACCCUAAUCUAGCACACCUGAUUCUAAUAAUUAGCUCAGGGAUGGGCAACUGGCGGCCCGUGGAUCCAGCUUUUUACUGUUGAGAGCUAGAAUAGUAGAAUACACAAGGUGUAAUUUCAAAAUGUGGUUGUGCAUCAGCUUUCAAUUGACCCGUGUCAGCUAACAAUUUUUUUGAUUGGUAAAUGAAUCUAACCAGCGACCUAAACGUUCAUUGUAAAUUGCUGACUGGGGGGCCCCAUUGAUUUUGUAAGUUACUCUCACAUAGAUAUCAUAUUGACAUGCAAAAAAAAUUCUCCACCCUAUGACAAAAUGUGUAGAAUUUGCAGGAAAUUAGCUGUAAAACUACACAUUUUUCUCUCCGCCCAAUGGCAAAAUGUGUAGAAUUGCAGCAAACUUUCUUCAAAACUGCAACAUUUUCUCUACUCCCCAUGGCAAAAUGUUGCUUAAGGCCGGGUCUGAAUGCAUGUGUGGGUAUGAAUGUGGGUACGCAGACCAACAAGCCACUGCGGCUCCUCAUAAUGAGUUCCGAUUUUUGUGGCACCCACCCCCAUCAAAGUUGCUCAUCCCUGAAAGCUGGUUAAUAAGCUGCAUCAGGUUAGUUACAACUGGGGUUGAAGAGAGAACCUACAGGAGGGUAGCUCUCCUGGAACAGGGUUGGAAAGCCCUGCUAUAGAAGGCGAAGGAAGAAUUACUCAAUAGGUCCGCAUGGCAUUUCUUAAUACAGGUAAUGUUAAUUGGCAAGCAACAGCUUUCAGCAAAGACCCUGCCUUUUAGAGCCCUGUCCAGGCAGAACAUAACGUAUUCAAGCCAGAAGGGCAACUGGUGUAUUGUUGACUGUGGUGUUAUGUAUUUGUAGAUGUUUCCAGUUCUACCUGUGGGUAUCUGACUGAACCUUUGGUAUAUGUUUCAUCACAGAGACAUCAGAAAGCCUGAUGAAGGUGAGACUGUUGAAGCAGUGGUUGUUCCCAGGUUAGUUAGAAUACCUCUAUUACAUAUUUAAACUCUACUCCAUCCUGGAUCAGUUUGCCUUGCUUAUCCUUUCAGUCAUGGUCAUCAAAAGCUUAUCACUGUCAUAAUCUCACUUUUAGUGACCAAGGAGGUGAGCCAGGAGAGGAGAGCAGGCAGCCGAUGGACAAUGAAGAGACAGGUGCUGACACCCCUCUGCUGAAUGGAGAUGCCAGGUAAACUUUAACACAUGAGUAAUCACCUGUCAGUCCUCUGUAAUGUAGGCUAUGGACAUGGAGAACAUUUGUAUCCUUCCUAAUCAAAAUCCUUAUCAAUGUAAUAAUCUCCCCUUUAACGAUCAAGGAGAGGAAGGCGUACUAGGAGUGGAGGACGGAAAGCCUUCAGACAAUGACCGAGCAGACACUGAAUCCUGUGAGAAGAUACAUGUUAAUUCCCCUCCACCUAAUGUCCCCAAGGUUGUCAGGUAAAUUCUCCACACGAGAACUCCUUUAAUAGAUCCUCAUUAUCCAUUGAAUGACAAUCUAAUUUCUCCCUUCAGAAUUGAUCCCAUGGAUCAUGUUAGUCUCUGCCUCUAUGGAGGACAGUGUUGUUUGUGGUGGAUCAAAAGUGUUAACCCUGAUGAUCACCCUGGUAUUGCUCCCACAGGGUUAACGGCCAGACUGAUGACGCACAGCUUCUGGGUCAACCUCAGAGCAAUGGACGCGUGCCAUAUAUUUUGUCUGUGUUUAAAGUUGCAUGGUUAAAUAACUGUUUGAGGUCAUGUUUCCUGAUCCAGUCUGUAUCUUACUCCACAGGGAAUCACACCUGACCGAUGGGGCUCCAGGUCAGGGUGCUGGUGAGACUUCACCCCUCCUCUGCAGGUGAGUCACUCCUCUGUAAUUUAGGCCAUGAACAUGUAGACCAUGUGUACCCCCCUAAAACAGAUCCUUAAAUUCUUAUCCAUGUAAUAAUCACCCUUAGAAGCCCAGUAGAGGAAGGUGUGCUAGAAGGGGAGGACAGGAAGCCCACAGACAGUGGGGGAACAUACCCUGAAUCCUGUCAGAAGACACAUGCUGAACCCCCUGACAUCAGGUAAACUUCACUACAUAUUGAUACAUCCUCACCAACCCCAUCGUCACUUGGUUCAUGUUAGCCUCUGUCUCUAUAGGGGACAGUGUUUUGGUGGAUCAUGAAUGUGAAUGUUGAUGUCUUAUUUCUUCAACAGGGUUAUCGACAAGACUAAGGAACCGACUCCUGAUGCACAGAGUCCAGGACCUCCUCAGAUGAAUGGACGACCUCCCAUGUUUAACAGAGUUGCAAAGGAGACCACUGGUCUAUUGGACAAACAGGCCUUGGACAAGGACCAAGUCAGCAAACCUGAGUUAAUAGUAAGUACUGUUUAUGCCAACUGGUGAAUUGUUUGUCUUGGUAUCUAAAAUGACGGGGCUGGUUGUCUUUUUGCUCCAGCAUAUUUGUAACUCUGUAACUGUUUUUCCCAAGGACAAAGGACCUAAUGACAUGGAGUCAAGAAGAGGAGAACUGUAACAAGCGGUGGACGUUUGUAUAACAAAAGAAAACCUAAUAAGAUAUGAUAAGAUACAGUAAUAUAUGAUAUACAGUGCAUAUUAUAAGAUACACAUGUGUGACUAGCUUCAUCAUAAUCAGUCAUAUCAACCCCAAGACACAUUCUGAACAGUGUGUUUUAAUGAACAGUGAUUUUCAGAAACCUCAACAGUUUAUUAAGUUAAUUCUCUAUGCGACAGCUGUAAUCUCUAUAUGUUAGGAAACGUGUUCUAGUGAAAUCAGUUGAAAUUAAAAACAGCCCAAUAAUUUUAGAUAACUUAUCUAAAUUAUUAUGAUCUAAAUUAUUAUUAUCUAAAUGUUUAAUUACUAUUAUAUGAAAAUGAGUGAGUGCGACUAAUGACUGUCACAUAUUAGCUAUACAACAUAAUAUAUCAAAUGAUAUGAAAGUAUGGUAAGAUCAUACAGUACUUACUAGUACUUACUAGUAUGUUAUACUAUACAUACAAGCAAUUAUAUGUAACAUACACAUGAAAAGAUUAUUAAAACGUGAACCUCUCUAGUAUAGAAAUUUCCAAGGUCAUGAGGUCUCAAUGUCUUGUGGACAUGUCAAAUAGCUAAACAUUGACUAGGUGAAAUUUAGAGU